Daucus carota subsp. sativus is the source of this 1402-nucleotide messenger RNA. RefSeq names its product AT-hook motif nuclear-localized protein 27. Gene Ontology annotation, cellular component: nucleus. Gene Ontology annotation, molecular function: minor groove of adenine-thymine-rich DNA binding; DNA-binding transcription factor activity. Lineage: Eukaryota; Viridiplantae; Streptophyta; Magnoliopsida; Apiales; Apiaceae. Gene Ontology annotation, biological process: vegetative to reproductive phase transition of meristem. The record is from RefSeq and is a predicted model, not a curated record. The coding region runs from base 467 to 1261 and encodes 264 amino acids. The transcript has a single exon.
CAAUCUAGCUGUUGAGCCUCCACCACACAUAUCAUUAACCUCUUAAUGAUGUAUUCUCUAAUUAAUCUGCGGGUAUAAGCAGUUACGACCCAGAAUAUAUUUGGUGAUCUUAGUCAACUGGGCGUUAUGCAGGCAAGCUCGCAUAAAAACCGACUUCCCCAGAUGUUGAUAUUAUGUAACGCAUGCAAAGUGGAUAUGAGAGAGAGUAGCUAGGCUUACAUGAUCUGAUGUUACUGCAUUCGUAACGGAACAUAGAUACUACUGGAUCCAAUCUAUUGCUCAAAGUCAAUCACCCUUAUUUGGAUUCUAGCUUCUCAACCAACUAAUUACUACUCAAUUCUCAUGAUCUUAUCUCUACUUCCCUAUCUCUGGAUCCUUACCCUAUUUACUCCUUGUUGAAUUUUUGCAUCUUUUUGGGGUAUAAAUAGUCUAUGAGUCUGGCCUAAGGGGUCACUCAGAUGUUACAAUGGAAGGCUUUAAGAGUAACCAAACAGGAGGAAGCGCUUCUUCUCCCUAUGUGCAGCAGUUUCUGUCUCCUCGUGAUCAGGGUGAUCAAGGUGAUUCUGAGAAGGUCCGGGUCCGGGUCCAGCCGGUGGCUCCUUCGUCCCCGCUUCACCGCCCGAGAGGCCGUCCUCCUGGCUCCAAGAACAAGCCCAAAGCGCCGGUUGUGGUGACGCGGGACACUCCCAACACGCUCCGUUGCCACGUGCUGGAGGUGGCUGCGGGGACUGACAUAGUGGAGUGUCUCAAUGAGUAUGCCAGGCGAGGCGAGAAGGGGGUGUUUGUCAUGAGUGGGAGGGGGACGGUUUCGAAUGUCAACAUCCGCCAGGUUCCUUCAGGCAUUGUUGCUUUGCAGGGCGGGUUCGAGAUUCUGGGGCUUUCUGGAGCUGUGCUUCCUGCACCUGUCCCGACGGGAGCUGGGGGCUUGUCCAUCAUUCUGGCUGGGGGACAGGGACAGAUGCUUGGAGGGAUUGUGGUGGGUCCGCUCAUCGCGACAGAGAAGGUUGUUCUGAUAGCAGCUGUGUUCCCUAACGUCGUGUUUGAGCGUCUGCCAGUGGAGGACCAGGAAGCAGAUGGGAAUGCUGGUGGUCAGUCUGCGGGAUCGCAGUCGUCUGGUGUGUCAGGUGGUGUUGGUCUCCCUCUGUUUCAUGUGGAAGGCAAUGUGGCGACUCCUCCUGGUCCGGCUCACAGCACUUUUGCAUUUUCUGCAGACUUGUCUGGAUGGGGUGGAAGCAAUGUUGCAAUCAAGCCUCCCUUCUAGAUCUUGUUGAUGUAUCAACCUGGCUCUUUUCUGUAUCAGUAAUUGUAUUAAUAAGUGGCUGAUGAAAACCCACAAGAAGCUUGAUGUAUCCCCAGUGUUUUCUGUUUCAGAACAUUCACAAUAAAAUCUACAUUAGUAUUA